AGCGCUCGAAAACUGUGUGAAGCGCGUUUCAUGAUUUGAAUGCUUACUUCAAUUCAUACUUGUCGUGAAUUAAAUUCAUCAAAAUCGUCCAAAGCCAGUGGUGCGUCUUACAAACCCCAGUGAUUUUUUUCGAACGUUAUUUGGACAGCCUGUAUAGAGUGUCUUGUUUAAAGUGGUUGAUUUAACCCUACUUCAGCCGGUUUUUGACCUGUCAUCCUCAUCCUAUUCAUAGAUCAGCUGAUGGACAUUUGUUUACAUGGUAGUGGUCAAGCAGUGUGUGCAUCGUUCGCAGUGUUUUUGUGACAAAAAGAUGUAUUCGAAACCGUGGAGAUGAACAAAAAGAAAAGCAAAAAGCCGGUAAUAUAAAAAUUGAAGCGUUGAGAACAUUUUAGGUUAAGACAGUAAACAGUAACAAAAACAAUGUUGUGUUUGAAAAAAGUCUACAGGGACGAGCUGCUUCAGCUUGCCCUCAUAAUCAGUUUACUUCGGGUAAACCAGGACUCUGUGUACGACAGUGAUAUUUUCGGUGGAAAUGAUUUAGACUUUGAUAAUGGUACCACAUGGCGAAGCUCCAUAACACCAGCUGUACUGAGAAGCCACUAUGUGAAUCCUAAAAGCCUGGAUUCAGUCCUACUGAAUUAUGAGAGAGAAUUAUUUGCAGACUUGAAUUCCCUUGGGAGAUACAACCGGGGGAACUACAGACACACGGAUGUUCAGGCCUAUUUAUUGAAUAUCGAAAGAAGCAAUGUACCAACUGGUGAGACUUUAACAACUCCACAACCCCAGAAUGCUACCCAAGAGGCCCUUGGAGAAUCACUAGCGUCUCCAAGUGAUGUAACAGAUUUAGAACUUUCACAAGAGGACAUGGAUCUUAUCGAAGUCCUCUGGAAGCAGGAUGUGGAUCUCGGCUUUUCAUUGGAGGCUGCCAGGCAAGAGGAACAGCAAGAAAAGUCAACGGAGUUACUGAAAAAUGAUGCGGAUCCUUCUACUUCACUUUCGAUUGAAGAGAAUUUGGAAAAGCUCAAACAGAAGGAAAAUGAAAAAAUUAAGGAAGAAAAACCAGAAGUAGAUGCUGCAGAAGAAGAUAUUUGGGCGGGAGUUGACUACACCAUCGAUACAGAAACAGGAGAGUAUGUAAUUAAAGGGGAACCCGGGGCAGACCCUGCUUCAACUUGCGAUCUAGAUGAUCUGUCCUUGCCCUUGCCCGAAUUUCUUCUCGAUGAAGCUCUAAGUCUAGUUGAACUAGAUGAUAAUGCGCAGAAAAACGCCUCUGGAUCACUAGCUAGCCCAGAGGAUCUUGAGGACCCUGCCAAGAAGCUUGACGGCUCGUCAAAUGAUACUGACGAUUUUGACAUAUUCGCAGAGAUGAUUCAGACACCCCAUCACUCAUUCCAUCACCCCCAUCACAGGGCGGCGUUCCAAAGCCGGAUGUCCUAUGUGCGCACCGUCAGCAUGGAACAGCGCUGGCAGGACCUGGCCAAUUUAUUAAGUCUCCCUAAUCCCGGCGAGCACCACCCCUUUGGACCACACCACGCCCUCCAUAACUACGGUCAUCCCCACGCACAUGCGCACCCUGCCACCACCUACGACGCCAGGGGUGUAUUGUUGCACAACGCCACGCUUCCAACCCCUAUGGGUGACUUGAAUGGUACAGUCCCAUAUGGUGGUUCCAUUGGUAAUGCAGUUGCUACAUCCAUGAACCUUACCAACAGCAGCGAACCAAUGGGUGAGCCCAGUUCAACUGCCCAUUACAAAUUGGAACCAUCCAAUGAUAUGAUGUACUAUCAAAACAACACUGGUGCAGAAUUUGGAGCAAAUCAAACAGAUGGAUUCCUUUCCAGCAUUCUGAAUGACGAAGAUUUGCAACUCAUGGACAUGGCUAUGAACGAAGGAAUGUACACGAUGCGUAUGUUGGAAAGCAACAAUACUGUAAGCAACCUGAGUAUGAACAGCACCACGGGAACAACCAGUGUGUCUAGAAACGACAUGGAACGUCUAGAUACUUCGAGCGAUAGUGCUGUCAGCUCUAUGGGCUCCGAAAGAGUUCCAUCCCUAUCCGACGGUGAAUGGUGUGACGCUGGAUCAGACUCUGGCCACACAACUAACGGAGAACAUUACCCUCAGGACUACCAGAACAAAUACAGGCCGUACGACUACAGCUACUCCAACCGCCAGCUGUCAGAGAACGCCCGUAUGCCCCCCGUAGCCCAAAAGAAACACCAGAUGUACGGGAAGAGAUACUUCCAGGAACAAGGAACAGCAAGUACGGUUCACCACCCGCACACGCCAGUCAAAUACGAGUACCGAGACCCCAUCGCGACUUCCUACGGUAGCCCGUCCCAACCAGAAAGCGCAGCGAGGUCUAAAAUCCCCGAAAUGAAGUACUCCUGCUCCUUGGAGUUCAGCCACCUGGCCAGAACUCCGGUGGACCAUGUCCAGCACAACCACACCUACCACCUGCCGGCAGAGAAUGCCGGUGUCAUGCAAAGACCCGUGUCCAGAGAUAAGGGCAAGUCUCGAAAGUCGGAAGACGAACAUUUGACCAGAGAUGAGAAGAGGGCAAGAGCCCUAAACAUUCCUAUCACCGUCGACGACAUCAUCAAUUUGCCUAUGGACGAGUUCAACGAGAGGCUUUCGAAAUACGACCUCAGUGAGGCGCAACUUAGUUUGAUCAGAGACAUCAGGAGACGAGGAAAGAACAAGGUGGCAGCUCAGAACUGCAGGAAACGGAAGCUGGAUCAGAUACUAAGUCUGGCAGACGAGGUCAAAGAGAUCAGGGAUAGGAAAAUUAGACUUCUGGACGAGCACAAGUACGCUAUCGUCGAGUUGCAGAGGAUGAAGGAUAAAUACCAACAACUCUACAGACACAUAUUUCAGAAUCUACGUGACCCAGAUGGAAACCAAUAUUCACCCUAUCAGUACAGCCUUCAGACAUCAGCUGACGGUUCCAUCCUGAUGGUACCACGCUCAAACUCAACAAUGAACAAUCUAGAGCGCAAAGAACCCCCACAGAAUCAAAAAGACUAAUUUGUUUUUUUUUUGUCUUAUUUCAAAAUUUGUAACAGCCGAAUAUGCUCAAAUUUCUUAAAACAGAUUUUUUUCAAAAGACUAUUAUUAAUUAAUAAACGGGGGAUUUUAUUAUAUUAAUUAAGAGAAAUUUUGCGCUGUUGCAAACGCAUUUAUUUUUUGUGUUAAUAUGGAUUUAUAAAAUAUUUUUAUAAAACUAAAUCAGGUGAUGAUAAUGCCUUUUUCAUAAAAUAUGUAUAUAUUAGAAUUGAAUGUAGAAUGAAAUGAUUUGUCUGACUGAAAUUAUGGUGUAGGUACUAGGUGCAAUGUCGCAAUAUGCUAGAUUUUUACUAUUUUUACACAUAUAACCUUAACAAGUUUGAAGCUCCAAAAAGUAAUUAAAAAAUAAUAAUAAAAAAUCAAUCUGUCCAUAUAAACAUUACUGAUUUCUAGUAGGAGAAUGGAGUAAAUUACAUAAUAUUAUCUGCUAUUAAUUCUUAUUCACAAUUAGUUGAUAGCUCGGUGAGGCUGGUUUUACCUCUAAGUUAGUAUCUAGUUUCCAAUGUACAUUGUGAGUCCGUGAGAAAUAUAUUUAAUAUCAUUUUUAGAUGAAGAAGGCCUUUGUGAUUUUCAAGCCCAACGUUUUCUUUAUGUAUAACACUAAAAAUAUCCGUACUUUAAACAUUAAAAAUAUUAGGUUUACAAAUACUUAGACGUAAUGGAUAUUUUUAUAAAAUAUUAGGUUUUGUACAUUGUAUAUUGUAAGUAGUAGAGGUUUAGUUAAACCCCUAUAUUCUCUUCACAUUUUAACCAUUCUUGAGCCGAAAGACAAGAAUGGAAAGACUUAAGCUGUAGAAAAUUUGCCUGUUGCUAUAUUUUAUUUAAAUAAAAGUCUUAUUGCAAAAAUAAAAGUGCUUUGUUUUUGUGCAUACCAAGUAGAUGAAAGGACAGAGACAUAUGGGUGGUUUAACACAUUCAAAAUAAAUUGUGGAUGUUAAUAGUGUAGGUAGUUAUUUGGGAUUGUUAGCUAAUAGUUGAUGAUUUUGUAGGCAACCUGUAUUAUUGCUAAAUAAUUGAAGCUAUCAUUGCUUUUAGUGUCAUAACUUUACUUAGCCACAUAACUUAGAAUACACAAUUUAAUUUUUUGAUAUAUUUAGAUUACAGUACAAAAAUCUGGCACUUUAUAUUUUCCUUAAUUUUGUUCUUUAUUAUUUUGCCUUUGUUUCAUGAAUUCAUUUAUUUGUGCCAAUAGGACAAAGAUCUCGUAUUUUUGAGUAAUGUUUUAGGAAUUUUUAAAAUUCAUUUUUCUUCUUCGGUUCAUUUCAUGAAUGAUUUAACUUUGAUUAUAAUAAUCUUUCUAUUUUAUUACAAUACUGUUCUUUUGUUUUAAUACUUUUGAAUAAAUAUUAUUUUUGAAGG
Molecule: messenger RNA, 4425 nt
Organism: Sitophilus oryzae (rice weevil)
Lineage: Eukaryota; Metazoa; Arthropoda; Insecta; Coleoptera; Curculionidae
Gene: cnc
Product: segmentation protein cap'n'collar
Exons: 10
Coding region: 421-3027 (868 amino acids)
Biological process (GO): regulation of transcription by RNA polymerase II
Cellular component (GO): nucleus
Molecular function (GO): RNA polymerase II cis-regulatory region sequence-specific DNA binding; DNA-binding transcription factor activity, RNA polymerase II-specific
Source: RefSeq, a predicted model, not a curated record